GAUGGUGGCACGGGCCACGUGACGGGGGGCGGGGUGACGGCGCGUCCCGCACCUCUUGGAGGGAAUUAGCUUCCGAGGCCGAGAAGGGAGGGGAUUCGGCCUCGGGCGGGUGGGGGGCGUGACAUGUCUCUCGAAGAUCCUUUUUUUGUAGUCCGAGGGUGAGUGACAGCGAUGCGGGAGGACACGGGGUAUUGUGUCCCCUUGUCAACCAGUGCCCGCGUGCCAGCCGGUGCAUGUCAGGCAUUCUGGGCACCGCCGUCGGGAUCGCCCCGUGGCCAUGUGGGAGGGGUCCGCAGGGGUAUAUGAGGGUCUCCUGAGCUCCCAACCUGUUUGGGGGCGUAAUGGUGGGCCGAAGGACCGCCUGCUCCCCACCCCGCCAGCCGCGCCCGCUGUGCCCCUGCCCGCAGCGAGGUGCAGAAGGCGGUGAACACGGCCCGCGGGCUGUACCAGCGGUGGUGCGAGCUCCUGCAGGAGAGCGCGGUGGUCGGACGCGAGGAGCUGGACUGGACGACCAACGAGCUGCGGAACAGCCUGCGCAGCAUCGAGUGGGACCUCGAAGACCUGGAGGAAACCAUUGUCGCCGCAUACGCAUAGUGGAAGCCAACCCCGGCAAGUUCAAGCUCCCAGCCGGAGACCUGCAGGAAAGAAAGGUGUUUGUGCAGAGGAUGCGGGAAUCAGUGCAGGAAAUGAAGGACCAUAUGGUCAGCCCGGCAGCCGUAACCUUCAUGGAGAGGAAUAACAGGGAGAUGCUGACAGGCAAGCCGGCCACCCUGAAGUCCUCCAGCGACUUGCUGGACGCCAGUGUGGUCUCGACCACCUCUCGCUACAUUGAAGAGCAGCAGGCCACACAGCAGCUGAUCCUGGACCAGCAGGAUCAACAGCUGGAAAUGGUGUCUGGGAGCAUCUCAGUUCUGAAACACAUGUCUGGCCGAGUUGGGGAGGAGCUGGACGAGCAGGGCAUUAUGCUGGACGCCUUUGCUCAGGAGAUGGACCACACCCAGUCCCGGAUGGAUGGGGUCCUUAGGAAGAUGGCCAAAAUAUCCCACAUGACUAGUGACCGCCGACAGUGGUGUGCCAUUGCGGUGCUGCUGGGAGUGCUUCUUCUGGUCCUCGUCCUCUUCUUCUCUCUCUGAUCCCCGUCCUCCCCAGGGGGUGGCCCCUCCAGCUGCAGGGAGCUGGCAGGGCCCUGCCCCCUGGGAGGACAGGGAGGUCAUGCCGGGGGAACUGUCCCAAGGCUCUCAUCUAGAGAGGACCCUCAGGGCCCCGGGCUGGAGCCCCUACCACCAGUCUGGUCUUAAGUGCACUUAGUGGGUGGUGGAGGAGGGGGACCUCAGAAACACCCCUCCCCAUCUCUACUCCCCAAAGCCAUUGCUUUGCCCCUGUGCCUUCUACAUGUGCCAACUUGGAAAUAAAAUCCUACCUUUAUUAUAUGUUUGUAUCA
Messenger RNA from Capra hircus (goat), 1441 nucleotides. It is a transcript of the gene STX10, whose product is annotated as syntaxin 10. Gene Ontology annotation, cellular component: membrane. Bases 342 to 1133 code for a protein of 263 amino acids. NCBI's taxonomy places the organism in Eukaryota, Metazoa, Chordata, Mammalia, Artiodactyla, Bovidae. The transcript is spliced from 7 exons. The record is from RefSeq and is a predicted model, not a curated record. Gene Ontology annotation, biological process: Golgi vesicle transport.